Messenger RNA from Pieris rapae (cabbage white), 1013 nucleotides. RefSeq names its product atherin-like. The transcript has a single exon. The coding region runs from base 510 to 1013 and encodes 167 amino acids. NCBI's taxonomy places the organism in Eukaryota, Metazoa, Arthropoda, Insecta, Lepidoptera, Pieridae. The record is from RefSeq and is a predicted model, not a curated record.
GGCUGGGACGCACGUCACCUCGUCCUCUCGCUGUGUAUCGAGCCCCAUUACGCGAUACUAUAUUUAUAAGAUGCAAUUCCGUUUCUAAAUAUAAUAAGUGGAUUCUAGCUCGACUUAAUUACUCUGUGUUUAUGAUUGUAAAUCUUAGUUUUUGGUGAAAACAAACAUCGCAAAGUGAAAUUAGCGCAGGCGCGAAGACAUGAAUAAAGCGGCCAUCUUGCUCGAGGACGCACUUUCGCCUCGCCCUAGAAGAUUUUAAACAGCCAAAACAUAACAGCGAAGGGAUGGCAUGCGGCCCAGAGAGGAGAAUGUGGACCCUCUGAGAGCGCAGCGCGUCGCGCUAUCGAUCGGACGGAGCGCGAUGGCGCUCGCGAAGUGAAUGCGGAUUUCGGGAUCGCGUUCAUCUCGCGCACGAACAGAGUAUCGGUCUCGCGAGAGUGUCCAAGUGUGCGGGCGGUAUGUGAGGCGGCUCGGGGCGAUAGGGCGGCGGGCCCGGGCGGCCGCGCGCCAUGGGCGACGAGUACGCGCGCUCCCCGUGCGAACGGUUCCCGGCGGGCGGCGCGUUCAGCGUGGCCCCACCGGAGAGGCUCAGCCCGCCGCCGCCCGCGCCGUUGCCGGACCGGUUUUCGGCGUCGCCGCGGCGGGUGCGCCGGAGUGCGGAAGCGGAGCGGGCACGGAGGCCCCGGUACGUGCCUCCGGCGGCCCACGUGCCCGUCGAACGCUACGUGCCCCGGCCGCCGGCACCAGUGCGGGCACCGCCGCCGGUGUAUUGUGGGUUAGCGUGUCGGGCACCGCCGCCUGCCAGCCGCAAGUGCUGUGGGCCGGCAUGUCGCGAAGAUUUGGGAAGCUCGCCGCCGCCGCGAUAUGUGGAGUACGUAGGAGCAGCGGCGGCGCGGCGGUUGGCCUGUACGCCGCCGCCGCCACCGCCGCCAGCGCUACAGCUCUGUGAUCCACAGGAGCCUCCUUGUUGUGCACAAGCGAGGAGAAGAAAUCAACAAACACACGACUGGUGA